AUAAAUUUUUUUUUCUGAUUUUUUUUUGACAGUUUUUAUUAUAAAUUUUUUUUUUUUUAAAUGGCCAUAUUGUUUUUGAACUGUGAAAUCAAACAAUCUGACAAUGAGCAUAACUACACAAGAUCUAAAUUAUCAUCGAAUGAUGAAUUUGACAACAGCAACAACGACAACAACAGCAGCAGCAGCUACAGCAUUGGCUUCAUCUACAUCGAAUGCUAUAACUUCUCCAAAUCAGCUACAAUCAACCACCGUCAUUUCUACCGUUAAAAUUGACAAUGACCAAAAACAAAUUCAAGAUCGUGAUAAUUACCUUGAAAAUAAUAAUGAUAAUAUUGAUGAUAAUGAUUGUCGACCUUCAUCAACAUCACAGAUUAUGACUGUUUUAACACCGGAUUUACUACCGUCUUUUUCUACACAAUCUUUUGUAAAUCAACCACAGCUAAAACAAGCACCCAAAACAACAUUAACAAAUACAAAACAGAUAAAACAGCCAAAUGGUUCGAUUGUUGUUGUAGAUAAUGUUAGUCAGCAACGAAAAUCAUCAAUUGGGGGCAUUAAUCCGAUUGUAACAACAGUUUCAUCGAUUAAUAAUGCUCCAAACACAUAUUUAUAUGAUAGAUCAAAUUUCAAUCAUUUUCAAAUCAAUCAUUCAUCAUCAUCAUCAUCAACUGAAAUAGGUCAAUUUAAAAAUGAUGAUGAUAAACGCCAACGACAUAAAUCAUUGUCUAGUUUAGAAAAUUGCAAAAAUCAAUCAAAAUUCUCUUCGAUCAAUUCAAGAAUCGAUCAUUCGCAAUCAAAUGAACAAUCUCAAGUUUUAAUUACCAAUAAGAAACCAGUGAUAAUCAGUGGCAACAAAGCAAUCAAUGAAAAAAACCCAUCAAAUCGAUUGACAAUGUCGCAAAAGAAAGCAUCAUCAUCAUCAUUAUCAUCGGCUGCUAGUUCAUCUGCGGUCACAUCUACAUCAUCUGCAAUUGGUGAUGGUCCGAACAGUAGUUCAAUGGAUGAUGAUCAAAAUCAAUCGGAAAAACCAUUGAAUCGUCGUCAAUGGUAUCAUCUAUGGCUUCCAUCAUAUAAAUCACGAUUAAAUCAAUUUCAACGACAAUUUAGUGAUAAGAUUGAUUCAAGAGAAAAAUUAAUCGGAGAUUUUGUAUGUGCUAUACAAAGAGAAUUAUUACUUCAAGGUCGAAUGUACGUUUCAUUGAAUUAUAUUUCCUUUUAUUCGAAUAUAUUUGGCUAUGAAACAAUCGUGAAUAUUAGCUAUCAAGAUAUUGAAUCAAUAUCGAAAGCCAGUACGGUUAAAUUAUUUCCAAAUGCUAUACAAAUAAUUACAAAUAGUGGUCUGAAAUAUUUUUUCACAUCAUUCGUUUCACGUGAACGUGCUUAUCAAUUAGUGACAAAACUUUGGCAAUUAGCACGUCGAGAUCAACCAAUGCCAUGGCCAGAAAUACGUAAAUUGAUUCGUGAAGCUUAUACUACUAAUAAUUUGGGUGUUGAUCUUAGUGAUCUAGAUGAUGCAGAUGUUGAGAUUGAUGUACUUUCUAAGAAUUCGAAAAAGAAGAAACAUUCUAAACGAAAACGUAAAGAUGCAAAUCAUCAUCACCAUCACCACCAUCAUCAUCAUCAUUCGAAAUCGUUGCAGAAUUCAAAUUCUAGUUCAGAUGGAUUGACUACACAAGCGGAUGAUGUAGAAUCUCCUGUUCUGAUGAAUCGUCGAAUUAUAUCUGGAUCAAAAGAAUCUAUAACAUCAUCAGCUAUACCAAAAACUAAUAAUGCUGAUGUACAAACAGAUGAUUAUGAUCUACAGCUACCACAUUAUAUUCAUAAUCAUCAUCAUUAUCAUCAUAAUCAUUUGGAUCAUCAAUGUUCAUUGAUGGAAGUGUUUCGACAAUCGGUUAAAAAUUUGAAUUUGAAAUUACGUAAAAUUUCACCAACACAAUCACAAGUGAUACGAUUUUUAUUUAUGGUAGCAUUGAUAUUGUUUACCAUACAGAUUGUAAUCUAUUUUCGAUUUCAAACAUUAAAUCAACGAUUAUUACAAACACAACAAAUAUUAAUUGAAGCAAUGGAAAAACAACGUCAAAUCAAAACAAUGGAUGGUAAUGAAAGCAUGAUAGAUAAUCAUAAAAUUAUCGACCCAUCGGCUAUUGUUACCACUACCGGUGUAUCGUCAUCAUAUUGUCAUUUAAAAUCACAUUGUUGAAAUGGGGACCACGCCACCAAUUAUAGAAUUCUCGAUUAUUAAUUUUCACCAAAAAAAAAAAA
Dermatophagoides pteronyssinus (European house dust mite) is the source of this 2262-nucleotide messenger RNA. RefSeq lists its product as uncharacterized. Gene Ontology annotation, biological process: intracellular sterol transport. The record is from RefSeq and is a predicted model, not a curated record. NCBI's taxonomy places the organism in Eukaryota, Metazoa, Arthropoda, Arachnida, Sarcoptiformes, Pyroglyphidae. Gene Ontology annotation, cellular component: plasma membrane; endoplasmic reticulum-plasma membrane contact site; endoplasmic reticulum membrane. Gene Ontology annotation, molecular function: sterol transfer activity; sterol binding.